Messenger RNA from Dermacentor albipictus, 7187 nucleotides. Its product is annotated as polycystin-1-like protein 2. Gene Ontology annotation, molecular function: calcium ion binding; calcium channel activity; protein binding. Gene Ontology annotation, biological process: detection of mechanical stimulus. NCBI's taxonomy places the organism in Eukaryota, Metazoa, Arthropoda, Arachnida, Ixodida, Ixodidae. Gene Ontology annotation, cellular component: membrane. The record is from RefSeq and is a predicted model, not a curated record.
CGAACCACGGGUCUGCUGGCCAAGGUUCAGUUCCAGCCGACGGACGACGCACCGCUCCGGGUCGGGCUCGGGUCGGCCAACGACAUCUUCCCGACCACGCGACCCGUCGUGUUCACGGUCAAGACGGGAACCGGCGUUGUGGAAAUGUUCAUUAUCGAGACUGCCAAGGGACAGCUUCUGGCCAACGGUACGGGCAAAACACUGAAGUAUACGCUCAACUUUCCUGAGCCAGGCCAGCACGACGUCUUUGUAUACGCCUGGAACCACGUGCAACACAGAACGGAUCCCUUCGUCGUCAGUUUCCGUAGCAUGGAACCGAUUGAAGGACUGGAUGUCUACAUGAAUGAUACUACUCCCAAGGACGAGCACAUCCGCAACUUCAUGGUGACCUUCGACCUGAGGGGCACCGAUACGUGCGUCGUGGUGGACUACGGUGACGAGUCACCCAAGCGGGCCUACGGCUCUCGCUCCCAGUGCUUCACGCGAUACCGGCCCGAGCAGUUCCAGUUCGAAGGAGACCUCGAGAACCCGCUCUGGCUGCAGAACGUCUACGAGCGCGGGUUCGACUACGUCUUCACCCUGCUGGCCUUCAACGACAUCAGCGAGCAGACGAGUGUGCUCAACUUCACGGUGAACAACGAACCGUGCAAGCCACCCGUUAUCAAGAUACGCAACCAAGUUCUGGACCCUGCAAACGCUACCGUUUUUUACAGAUUGCACCCGGUGGAGCUGUAUACUUUCACGUCCGUCGAGUGCAACAUCUCCAUCGACGUGACGCGGGCCUGGGAGGCGUUCCUCAUGAACGAGACUGGCGACCCCAUACGGCAGAUCGACUUGACCAUGCUUGACUCACGCACAAAGUCGAUGAUCUUCCUUCCUGAAUUCUUCCUGGAGGCCGGGCUCUACAAGCUGCGCUACAACGUUAACAUGAGCGCGCCGAGAGCCAAGCCACCCAUGUUCCACAAGCGUUUCGCCGAGACCUACAUAGAAAUGAAGCCUUCGCCUCUGCUGCCUCAAAUGUCCAACGGCGCUCAGUCAAGGAUAACCAGGGGCUUUCCCCAAACACUCACGCUCAAUCCAGGCAACUAUUCCAUCAACCCUGACGACCCCUCUGACAAGAACUUCAGCGUGACCUGGUUCUGCCGCCGGGUUCCCAACGAGGUCAUCAACCGUACCGUGCCGGACGACGAGCAGAACGUGACGGAUCCCCUCUACCACCGGCUACGCAGCCUCGACAACAUCACGGCCAAGGGUCACGACUUCGACGUGGCCGGCUUCCUCGCGGCGGAGAACCUGGAAGACCGGGGCGGCUGCUUCGGCACAGGCCCAGGCCGGAUCAACAUCACUGGCGGAGACCUGGAGUGGAGCACCAUAGUGUUCUACAAGCCUAAUGCCACUUACGAGAUACUGGCCAAGCUGGAGAAGCCAGACCGUCCACCGUCUUGGGGAGCCAUACAGCUUGUGCUUAUGGAGAAAGUCCCACCUUCCAUCAGUGUUCAGUGCCAGACGGAGAAGCUGUGCUACCCCAACGACCCUAUCGGCCAAAAGAUCAACCCUGUACGCGUGGGCCUCAUCGGGCUCUGCAUCGAAAACUGCGACGGGGAGAUGAUCUAUAACUGGGAAGUGUUCGGCAGCGACAAUCUCACAGAGGUGUACCUGGAGGAUGCCAGGGACUACCUAGUCGGCGCCACGGAGCAAAAGAUGGCGCUGUCGGACGACUUCUUCAAGGUGUACUAUCCGAGCUUCGGCGACUUCGUGGCUCGCCUGACGGUGACCAACCAGUGGGGCGUGAGCGGUAUCUCGGACCUGUUCCUGCACAUCAACAAGCCUCCCGAGAACGGCAUCUGCUCCUUCGAGCCUCAGGAAGGGCGUGCCCUCAUGGACAAGUUCAAGGCGUCGUGCUCGGACUGGAGCGACCCCGAGGGACUCGACAUUGAGUUCUUCGCCUUCUGGGUACGCAACGUGGCCAACGGGGCGUUGACAUUCCUGACGUACGGUCCAGACAGUGAGGUAACCCUCGUGCUGCCCUACGGCGAGUACCAGGUGGGUGCCGACGUCAAGGACAAGGAAGGGGCCACCACGCGCGUCAACAUGACCACCAUCUCAACUUACCUGCCCACUCGGCAAGAGUUCGAGCGUUACCUGGGCGAGCGCUCGUUGGACAACGCGGACGCCGCCGGAGACCAGGCGCGCAUGAACCAGAUGUCACAGGCCAUCACGUCGCUCAUGAACGUGCGCCUGCCCGACGAGUUUGAGAACGAGAUCAACUAUUCAGACCCUGCGGUGCUCGACCGUGAGCUAGAGGAGCAGGCCCUGCUGAGGGCCAAAAUGGUACGCUCCGUGUCCUCCAUCAUGAACGUGGACACACUUAGCAGCCUGGAGCAGGUUGGCAGCGCCCUCACCGCCAUCGCCGGAGACGGAAAUGGCGUCGACAACGAGGGAAAGGAGGUGAUCAUCAAACUGCUGAAAAAGACCGUGUCGCUCGCUUCGAACUUGAAGGUGGAAGCACCCCAGCAACUUCUCGACUUUUGCAUGUACGCUGUCGGCACCAUGGGAGGCAUCGUCUCGCGCAUGACUCAGCAACUCAUCUCGGGCAUAGUAAUGCCCACGGACCGAGCCAAGGCAGUCAACCUCGAGUACGACACCGAGAUCGCGCUGGAAGGAGAACCCGAAAAAGAGAGCCUCUUCGACGGGACCGUUCCUAUGGACGUCGCCUUAGCGAGAGCAGUUGUCCUCAAUGAAAGAAAGGAGGCCGAGCGCCAGAUCAGCACCAUGGUGGAUCUGACCAUCGACCUGGUGUUGGCCAUCCUUCGGAAUAUCAUCGUCGGAGAGAAACCCCUGGAGUUUCGCGCGCCCAGCGGUCUCGGCCUUACCAUAUCCAUGUUCAGCGGCGGAGCGCUGAGCGGUCGAGCCAUUCAGCACGGUGACGCGGUGUACAUCUUUCCCGGAAUCUGUGACGUCCUCGCCAGCCGACCAACAUGCGCCGGGAACGAGACUCUCGGCGUCAUGGCCGUGUCGUGGCCGUCGAUCCUGCAGUCCUUCGGCGGCAGCGUGGACGUGCUAUCCGAGGACACGCAGACGUUGCAGUUGGUCAUCCUGGACGAAAACCUGUACCGCGUGGACGUCAGCAACACCACCGACUACUUCGAGAUCAUCGUGCCGCGCAAAGGGGCCAAGGAUAAUACAACGGGCCUCCCGGAGCCGACAGAGUUUUCGCCGCAGGUGAAGUGGAACGAGGAGAUGGUGUACCACCAGUUCGUGGUGCCCAAGCCGGACUCCGCCGUCAACGUCGAGAUUACGCCGCAUGACCCGAGCUCGCAGUUCCUCGUCUACAUCAGGCACCGGGUCAAGCCGCAGCUCAACGCUUACGACCUCAUGGUCAAUUUGUCCACAAUACGCAGCACCAACGGCACGUACGACAUAUUCCUGGACAACGCCCUCGUUGCCAACCGAACUGGCUUCUUCUACCUGGGCCUGGUCCAGCCAAACGGCAGUGUUCCCGAGUUCAGCAUGGACGACCCGGUCAACCUAACCCUGUCGGAUGUGAGCCGGGAGUUCAGCACAAACUAUUCCGUGCGCAUCUACACCUCCGGAUGUUACUUCUUCAACUCGAAGACGAAGACGUGGUCGGCCGACGGUUGCUUCGUGGCGAACGCCAACUACGCGGUGACCAAGUGCAAGUGCAACCACUUGACCUCGUUUGGCAGCGGCUUCUUCGUGAUGCCCAACACGAUCGACUUCUCGUACGUGUUCGCCAACGCGGGCUUCGCCGACAACGUCACCAUCUACAUGACCGUCGUGAUCACUAUGCUUGUCUACAUCGUGCUUCUCAUCUGGGCACGCUACGAGGACAGGAAAGACGUCGAGAAGCUCGGAGCAUUGCCUCUGCAAGACAAUGAUCCCAAGGACAAGUAUAUUUACGAAAUCGCCGUAUUCACGGGUGACAAGAAAGGAGCAGCUACGGAUUCAAAUGUGUUCUUCAUCCUUUCCGGCGAUGAUGACGAAACAGAAGUGCGCACUUUUGGGGAACAGAAGCGAAAGAUAUUCCGGAAAGGCGCCGCGGAUACGUUCGUUAUGACAGUGCCUCGGCCUCUCGGUCGCCUGAACUACAUGCGCAUCUGGCACGACAACAGCGGCAAGGCCUCGAUGCGCUCCUGGCACCUGCGCUUCAUUUCGGUGCGCGACGUGCAGACCAACGCGCGCUACGACUUCAUCGCCAACAAGUGGUUCGCCGUCGAGAAGGAUGACGGCCUGACGGACCGCUUGCUGCCCGUGGCCGGCAAGGACGAGGCGACCGAGUUCAGCCACCUGUUCCAGCUCAAGUCUCAAAAGAACCUCGCCGACGGCCACCUGUGGUUCAGCGUCUUCAUGCGUCCGCCAAAGAGCCGCUUCACGCGCGUCCAGCGCGUCUCGUGCUGCGUGGCGCUCCUCUACCUGUCCAUGCUGGUGAAUGCCAUGUGGUACGGCCAGGUGCCCUCCAAGCCAUCGGCAUCGGCAGUCAACCUUGGCCCUUUCUCGCUUAGCCCAGAACAGGUGGGCGUGGGUAUCAUGGCCAACCUGAUCGUGUUCCCGCCAACCUUCCUGAUGAUCACGCUCUUCCGGAGGUCUCGCCUGCGACGCAAGAGACCCAACAGGAUCACCGAGGCCCUCCGCCAGAAAAGAGACUCGCUGGUGGUGAGCCGCGCCUCGUCGGCGGCGGCGUCCAAGCCGCUAGGCCACGCCGGCAAGUCCGAGUCGACGAUGCAGCUGACCGAGACCGAGCUCAACAACGUCUUCGAGGAGAAGGCCUUCGCCCAGAGGCGCCGCCUGCAGCAGGGCAGGCGCAAGCGAAAGGGCAAGUUCAUGUUCCCCUGGUGGUGCCGCUACGUGGCCUGGUUCCUCUGCCUGGCCUCCAUCUUCGUCUCGGUGUUCUUCAUCUGGGCCUACGGCGUCCAGUUCGGCGACGAGAAGACCCGCAAGUGGAUCACCUCGCUGCUUGUCUCCUUCUUCAUGUCCGUGCUCAUCACCCAGCCCAUCAAGGUGUUCCUGCUGGCCAUCAUCUUCUCGAGCCUGUUCAAGUCUCCGGACAAAGACGACGACGAAGCGGAAGAGGAUGAAGAAGAACCCGAGCUCCUCGAGCACGAGGAGUGGCUGCACAGCGACGCGCCGAACCACCGGCGGCGGCGACUGUACAAGCCGCAGAAUAGCUGGGAGCUGGACCGCGUCCGCGAAGAACGUCUCCGGGAGCUCAAAAUGGCGGCCAUUCUGCGGGAGAUUGGUAGCUACCUCUUCUUCCUGUGGAUCCUCACCGUGCUGUCGUACGGAAACAGGGACCCCAGCGCCUACUUCCUGCAGCAGAGCCUCAGACACGAGUUCGUCGACAAUGGAAAGUUCAUGGAGAUCUCCAGUGCCCAGCAGUUCUGGAAGUGGUCGCGCGAGGUGCUGGUGCCCAACCUGAAGGCCGGCCCGUGGUACAAUGGAGAACAGCCAUUCGGACUGCGUGGAUUCCUCGGGGACAGGGUGAACCGCAUCAUGGGAUUCGCAGCGAUCAGGCAGAUACGCGCUCGGCCCCACUCGUGUCGAGUGGAGAAGCUCAUGCGCAACCUCGUGGACGAGUGCCGCGGCCAGUCGAACCUGCUGAACGAGGACAAGCUGAGCUACCAGCCAGGAUGGAAAGAAGUAGCUGACCCCAACAGCCCCGUGGACGAGUGGCAUCACCGGAGAGCCAAGGAGCUGAACGGACUUCCCUUCUGGGGAAAGCUGGACGUGUACGGCGGAGGCGGAUACCUGGUGCCGCUGCGAGGCUCCAACCAGAAGAUCAUCGACAAGCUCAAUCAGCUGGAGAAGGCAGACUGGAUCGACGGUGGCACCAGGGCCGUAUUCGUCGAGUUCGGCGCUUACAAUGCCCAGGUGAACUUGUUCGGCGUGGUGACGAUCUUGGCCGAGUUCCAUCCGGGAGGCGGCCUGAUCCCCAACGUUCGCAUCGACGCCAUCCGGCUGAUGCGCUACCACCAGGGCUUCGGCUUGUUCGUGCUGCUCUGUGAGCUCGUGUUCGUCGGAUUCGUCGUGUACUUCUCGGUGCACGAGUUUCGCACCUUCCUCAACCUGCGGGCCGACUAUUUCCGCAGCUACUGGAACAUCGCAGAACUGGUGGCGCUCGGGCUCUCCUACUCGGCCAUGUUCUUUUACAUAUCGCGCAUGAUUGUCACCAACAAGAUACUCAAGACCUUCGAGCGCAGCCACGGGAACGGCUACGUCAAGCUGCAGGUGGUGGCGGCCAUCGACGAGCUGUUCGGCUACCUGAUGUCCUUCCUGAUAUUUAUCUGCAUUCUCAAGUUCACCAAGAUGCUACGCUUUAACAAGCGCAUCGGAAUCCUCUACAGCACGUUAGCCCAAUGCUCCAGGGACCUCAGUUCCUUCUUCGUAGUCUUCUGGGUCACCUUUCUCGCCUUCGUGCAGGUGUUUUACAUACUGUUGGGGACCAAGAUGAAGGAGUUCUCGACUUUUGUCACGGCUGCCGAAACGGCGUUCGACAUGGCGCGAGGCCAAUUCAAGUUCGACGACAUCGCGAUGGCUUCGCCUGUCGUCGGACCAUUUGUCUUCUUCGUGUUCGCCCUCGUGACCUCCGUCAUCCUGCUCAACAUAUUCGUGACGCUCAUCAUCAGUUCCUUCCAGUCCGUGAAGGAAGACGUCGAAAAGCAGUGCAACGACUUCGAGAUGGUCAGUUACGUGGGCAAGAAGUUCAAGGGAUUCCUGGGACUGGCUUCGGCAGACCUCGAACCGGAGACGUCCAAGCCACCCACGCUGGAGUCGCAGAUCAGCACCUUCCCGGAGAAAGUGGACCGGCUCCUGUUCUACAUCAACGACAUGUACUUCGACGGCCGGCUCGACCUGUCGGGAAAACGGGCCCUGCGCGCACUGUACAAGGCACCAGAGCCCACACCGGCUCAGCAGGCGCCCUUGCAAGGGGCAAUGCUCGACUGGAUGGAGGUGUCCGACGAACCACUCGACGAACCCGCGCCGCGACGGAGGAAGAAGAAGCGCUUCUAAACGGCUGGCCUUGGAAGCACUCGGAAACCUGGAGUCCUCUCUCAUUUGUCUCGAUGUCGUACGACUUGAGCGUGGAAUGCUAUAUGGUCCCAGGCUAUGAACCAUUUUAGUUUUUGUUAGAAAUUGUGUGCUGUUAAUGAAAAAGCGUAUGGGUGUCA